Molecule: messenger RNA, 1631 nt
Organism: Magnolia sinica
Lineage: Eukaryota; Viridiplantae; Streptophyta; Magnoliopsida; Magnoliales; Magnoliaceae
Exons: 7
Coding region: 44-1207 (387 amino acids)
Biological process (GO): lipid homeostasis; triglyceride catabolic process
Cellular component (GO): membrane; lipid droplet; cytoplasm
Molecular function (GO): triacylglycerol lipase activity
Source: RefSeq, a predicted model, not a curated record
AACUCGAAAUGAAAACCGAACGAACGACGGAGAGAAGGAGAGAAUGCUUAUGAAAUCCAAAGCUUCGCUUCCUCGCCCUCUGAUGGCGACUCUCUCUUCUCUCUGCCUCCUCUCUAAACCUCUUUCCUUCCUUCCCUCAAACCCUAACCCUAACCCUAGAUUCCCCACGUAUAAAUCCUUUGCCAAUACCUGCAGCAGCAGUUGCAGCAGAGACGCUUCUCUCUCUGAAAUGAAAUCCAUCGGUGAGAUCUUCCAUGGCCUCGGUUCCAUGCACUUCAAAAUCCGAAACCUUACCUCUCAAUCGGGAGGGAGAGAAGAUUUGGAGGAGGAGGCACAUGUUUCAGGCGGGCCAGAAGGAAUCGCGUCAGUAGUGCAGGAUUCGGUUCAAUCGGAUGUGAUUUGGGAGCAGAGAUCGAAGGAUGUGGCAGCAGAAAGUGAGAAGAAGAAGAAGGUUACCAGCCCUGGGUUCAGUUUCUCGGCCGCGGGGAUGCUGUUGCCGUAUCAUCUUGGUGUUGCACAGUUGCUGAUUGAGAAGGGGUAUAUCAAGGAAACCACACCACUGGCCGGUUCCUCAGCUGGUGCCAUAGUCUCUGUGGCGAUUGCUUCUGGAAACAGCAUGCAGGAUGCCCUAAAAUUUACCAAAAAUUUGGCUGAAGAUUGCCGGAUUAAUGGCACUGCAUUCCGCCUUGGGGCGGUUCUUAGAGACUUUCUGGACAAGUUCCUGCCAGGUGAUAUCCAUACAAGGUCCAACGGGAGGGUUCGUGUUGCGAUCACUCAAAUACUUUGGAGGCCAAGUCGCUUACUUGUUGAUCAGUUCGACUCCAAGGAGGACCUCAUCAAUGCAGUAUUUACUUCUUCCUUUAUUCCAGGGUAUCUUGCACCAAGACCUGCAACUGUUUUCCGCAAUCGACUUUGCAUUGAUGGGGGUUUGACGUUGCUCAUGCCACCAACAUCCGCUUCACAAACGGUCCGUGUCUGUGCUUUCCCAGCCAGUCGGUUGAAAUUGGAAGGCAUUGGGAUUAGUCCAGAUUGCAACCAGAAUAACAGAGCCACUCCACAUCAGCUUUUGAAGUGGGCAUUGGAACCAGCAGAAGAUGACAUUCUAGAUAAAUUUUUCGAGCUUGGGUAUCUGGAUGCAGAGGUAUGGGCUAAGCAGAAUCCAGUGGAGACAACCCUCCAUGAUGAUGAGAAUGCCAGCAGUCCUUGAAUUGAAGUUGUCGCCUUAUUCUAAGCAGGCCCAUGAGGAGUUAUGGAGUGCAACGAUUUUUUCUUUGUUUCUUUAUUCUUUUUUAUCUUGCUAAUAAUUACAGUUCAGGCACAUUAAGAAUAUGAAGCCAGCUCAUUGAACUCUCCUGGUAUUGUACCUGUGAAUCUACAUCCAUAGCAGCUCUGGAAGGCCAAGCGCUAAUUGGGAUUGGAUUUACCGGUCUUGCUACAAAGAAGGCUACUAUUCUGCCUGGAUCAGUUUAUUUAGUUGGAUUUAUUCAGGUGUACAUAUGUAUUGGAUUGUAUAGUAUGUGAUUUUAAGGAGGAUUGGGGUUUUGUUGGGGUAUGGGGACCCAUAGUACUGUACAAUGGCCAGUUCCCACUCCUGGAUUGCAUCUUUAGAUUGAUCCGAACCCUUCAUGUUC